CUCCCUGGUCUCGCGCCUGCGCAGUUCAGGGAACGGUGCUGCUGAAGGAAAGUUUGUAUCCCUUUCCGAGCUGACGGACCCAUUGCUGUAUGAUGCUGCAUUUCUCGGAGGACAGAAACAGCGUUACUGAAAUUCUGCUCACGAGAAGAAAACCGAGCGACAUGGCCGCUAAGGUCGCUCAGCAGAAGCGAGCUUCCCUGCUGUGGGUCUGGGGUCAGUUUGUCCCUGAGCUGAAUGGAGUUUCCGCUGUCGGACUCUGCGUAGUGGCCUAACCACGGCCAGCAACACAGUCACGGGGAGAGACUGUUAAACAUGACGCUCCCACUGUAAUGAGAGCACACUGAUUCUCAUAUUUCCACUGGCUUAACCACCAAUAUGUCCGACCAAAGCUACUACUGGACCGUUCUGCCCAGCUACAAAACCAGUUUUGUGACUGGAGCAAUGAUGAGGAGGUCGAAAAGUUCCCGUAACAACAAGAGGAGGAGUUUGGCGGUCGGGACUCCGUCACCCACGCUGUCGCGACCUCUUUCACCUCUUCAUCUUGCAACAGCUGGAAGCAGUCCCUCAGAAAGUCCCAGGAAUAUUUCCACUAGCACGUCUUCCAACUUCCAGUUUGCCCGCAGCCAGCUGGCCCGCACCGAAAGCAGGGCGGAUGGGCGACGAUGGUCUGUGGCGUCUGUUCCCUCCUCUGGAUAUUGCACCAACGCCCCCAGUUCAUCAGUUUCUUCCUCAUCCUCCCAUGAGUUGCUGCACCAGCUGCCCUCUCAGCCCACUCAAGAUGACCUUCACGUCCUCUUCAAACAUUUGCGGAGCUCGGAGAGCGUGGUGGACGACGAAGGAGCUCACCCAGUGCACCAUGUCAGGGUCCGCUCACGCAGCCUCAGCCCUGGCCGGACCUGUGGAACAUUCGACAAUGAAAUUGUCAUGAUGAAUCAUGUCUACAAAGAGCGCUUUCCCAAGGCAACAGCUCAGAUGGAGGGUCGGCUGUUGGACAUCAUUUCGGAGUAUUCUCCGGACACCGCUCUGCCCCUGGCUGACGGUGUGUUGGGAUUCAUUCAGCACCAGCUGGUGGAGCUGGCCCGGGACUGUCUGGAUAAGUCCCAGGACGGCCUGGUCACAUCCAGGUAUUUUGUGGAGCUGCAGGAGAAGCUGGAGAAGCUGCUGCAUGAGGCUUAUGAGCGUUCAGAGAGCGAGGAGGUGACCAUCAUUAUCAAGUUGGUGAAGAAGAUUCUCAUCGUCAUCUCCAGACCUGCCAGGCUGCUGGAGUGUUUGGAGUUUGAUCCAGAGGAGUUCUAUCAGCGUUUGGAGGCUGCAGAGGGCCAAGCCAAAGUAGGCCAGGGCAUUAAGACUGAUAUUCCCCGAUAUAUCAUCAGCCAGCUUGGCCUCACUAGAGAUCCACUGGAAGAGAUGGUCCAUCUGGAGCAGCAAACCAGUCCGUGUCAAAGGUCAGCCAGUAGAGAGUCUGAUGACUCUGGAGAGGCAACACCAGUGCAGAGGGGUGCAGUUGCCUGCACCCCUCCUCGUCGGAAACCCCUGGAGAGUGACUUUGAGACUAUUAAGCUCAUUAGCAACGGAGCCUACGGGGCCGUAUAUUUGGUGCGCCACAAAGAAACCCGCCAACGUUUUGCCAUGAAGAAGAUUAACCGACAAAACCUGAUUCUUAGGAACCAAAUCCAGCAGGUGUUUGUGGAACGCGACAUCCUCACGUUUGCUGAAAAUCCGUUUGUGGUCUCCAUGUUCUGUUCUUUUGAGACCAGGAGGCACCUAUGCAUGGUCAUGGAGUAUGUUGAAGGUGGAGAUUGUGCCAACCUGUUGAAGAACAUCGGCCCCCUCCCUGUCGACAUGGCCCGGAUGUAUUUUGCAGAGACCGUUCUUGCCUUGGAGUACCUUCACAACUAUGGCAUUGUGCACAGAGAUCUCAAACCUGACAAUUUGCUGAUCACGUCCAUGGGCCACAUUAAGCUGACGGACUUUGGGCUGUCAAAGAUUGGGCUAAUGAACAUGACGACCAAUCUGUAUGAGGGACAUAUUGAAAAAGACACCAGAGAAUUCAUAGACAAACAGGUGUGUGGCACUCCUGAGUAUAUCGCUCCUGAGGUCAUAUUGAGGCAGGGUUAUGGCAAACCUGUGGACUGGUGGGCCAUGGGUGUGAUCCUUUAUGAGUUUCUGGUUGGCUGUGUGCCUUUCUUUGGAGACACCCCAGAGCAGCUCUUCGGUCAGGUUGUUAACGAUGACAUCAUCUGGCCAGAAGGGGAAGACGCUUUGCCAGCUGAUGCUCAGGAUCUGAUCACCCGGCUGCUGAGGCAGAAUCCUCUGGAGCGCCUGGGAACAGCUGGGACCACGGAGGUGAAGAGUCACAUGUUCUUCCUGGGCCUGGACUGGAACGGCCUCCUGAGGCAGAAAGCUGAGUUUGUACCUCAGCUGGAGUCUGAAGAGGACACGAGCUACUUUGACACACGGUCGGAGCGCUACUGUCACCUGGGCUCAGAUGAUGAUGAAACCAACGAUGACGAGUCGUCUCUGGAGCUCAGACAGUUCUCCUCUGUGGCUCACCGUUUCAGCAAGGUGUACAGCAGCUCGGAGCACCUGUCCACUUCCACCCCAUCCAAUCAGAGCCUGUCCUCGUCAGAGCGAAGCCACAGCGAGGAGAAGGAAGACCGCUGGGACGGCAGGGGAGUCCUCUCACCGGGAGACGGACACAAGAACUUGGCUGCUGGAGACAGGAGGACAGAUGGACCGAGAGGGAGUCUUCGUCCUCGUGCUUCCUCCAGCUCGUCACAUUCAGAACGCAGCGGCAGCCCGCUGGUCAUGAACAGCACGCAGAGCCUGGACGCAGCGGCUCGCAUCGCCAUCCCCACUGAGGAGGAAGAAGGAAUUGUCUCCAACCUGAGGCGGAUCCGCCUGCGGAGCAAUAGCACGGGGACGCGGCCGUCGUUCCGCAGAGGCACGUCGCGGCGCAUCGCCCACCAGCUGGAGACCCCAGAGAAACCCAGGUCCUCUGCUGGAAACGUCCCCAAGUCUGCUUCCAUCUCUGGUCUGUCCCUCAUCAUUACCCCAGAUGACUCAGCUGGUCCUCCUCUAAGUCCCAAAUCAUCCCUGUCCUUGUCGUCCAACCCGUCCUCCCGGGACUCGUCCCCCAGCCGUGACCUGCCCAUCAGCAUCAGCUGCCUCCGGCCCCCGGUGGUCAUCCACAGCUCUGGCAGGAGGUUUGGCUUUGCGCUGCGAGCCAUCAGGGUCUACAUGGGGGACAGCGAUGUCUACACUGUCCAUCACAUGGUCUGGUCCGUUGAGGAUGGCAGUCCAGCACACGAAGCAGGACUGAGGGCGAGCGACCUCAUCACCCACGUCAAUGGGGAAUCAGUCCAGGGUCUGGUUCACACCGAGGUGGUGGAGCUUCUGCUCAAGAGCGGCAACAAGGUGACUCUGCAAACAACUGCGCUGGAGAACACCUCCAUCAAGGUGGGCCCAGCCAGGAAGGCCAGCUACAAGGCCAAGAUGGUGAGGCGCAGCAAGAAGAGCAAGAAGAAGGACGGGCAGGACAGUACUAGGCGUCGCAUCUUUAAGAAGCUGUCAAAGCACACGGCUCCGCCUCCGAUGCAGAGCAGCCGCAGCUUCUCCUCUGGCUUCCCCCAGUCGUCCAGCGACAGUCUCUCCGGCUCCCCCACACCGAGCCUGUCACCGGGACCCUCCACGCCAUGCCGCUCCCCAGCCCCUGACCACUCUGGAGAUUCCAGUUCAUCUCCGAGUUCCAGUUCUCCCAACUCGCCGGUGCCACAGGCGCGCCCCAGCUCCCUCCAUGUUCACGGCCGCUACGCCAAAGCCGGGCGCUGCAAGUCCACCAGCAGCAUCCCCCCGUCCCCUCUGGCCUGCAUCCCCCCCCCCCAGCCGCUCUCCCCUCAGUGCUCUCCAUCUUGUCUCCAGAGCCAUCCCAAGACCCUGCAGGGCUUCCAUGGGAAGACACUGUCCCCCCCCAUGGUUGCUCGCCACUCGGUACGCCCACGCAGCGUAGAACCGCCGCGCUCACCCUUACUCAAGAGAGUACAGUCUGCAGAGAAGCUGACGGGAGACAAGACGGGUAAGGGAGGUUACCAUGGAGACAGGAAGGCAUACAGUACCCGCCGCCACACCAUGGAGAUGCCACUAUCGGAGGGGGAGGGCCUGGAGGACGAAGACGGGGACACCACCACUAGCUUUGUGUGUGUGGGUGAACACGGCCGGCAGGGGCUGAGCCUCGGGGGGCAGAAGGAGGUCCAUGACCCGGCCGGCGCGGGUGGGAACCACCAGAGGCUUGCCACCAGUUCGCCUCAGCACCGUGGCGGCAGCCACCAUCCCAAGGAAGUCAUGAGGAAGCUGGCUCUGUCAGAGCGAAGGGAUUCGUUUAAGAAACAGGAGGCAGUGCAGGAAUUGAACUUUGACCUGGAGGAGGUGGAGGAGACGCCGAGCCUGAAGCCAGAAGCAUUUACAGCAUCCUGGAUCAACCCGUCUUUGGCGGAAUCUAAAGGGAAAGAAGGGUUUUAGUUCUCCCUCAAACGACGCUUCACAUGGCCUUGCAUGAACCCAGGAAACUGUGACCAAGUCAACAAUAUUCUAUCAGAAGACAAGAAAUCCAUCCAUCCAUCCAUCCACCCAUCCAUCCAUCCAUCCAUCCAUCCAUCCAUCCACCCAUCCAUCCAUCCAUCCAUCCAUCCAUCACACCACCCAUCCAUCCAUCCAUCCAUCAUCCAUCCAUCCAUCCAUCCAUCCAUCAUCCAUCCAUCCACCCAUCCACCCAUCCACCCAUCCAUCCAUCCAUCCAUCCAUCCAUCCAUCCAUCCAUCCAUUCAUCCAUCCAUCCAUCCAUCCAUCCAUCCAUCCAUCCAUCCAUCCAUCCAUCCAUCAAUCACAAUCACUGGCCCUGUACAAGACGGACGGACACAGACUGCUAAACUGAUUACUUCCUCUCUUAGUUCUCAGAUCACUGUGGCACCUGUAACUGAUUUAGACUGUAAAUAUUUUAUUUUCAUUGAAGAAACUUAUUUAUGGCCUUCUAGACUUGUUUCUGUUUUUUAAGGCCUUUGAUGUUUCAGCCAGACAAGGUUGCUGGGCAGCGCAGUCAGGAAAACAGUUGCUUCUCUUCACAUGUUGCACUAUAGAACUUCACAACAUGCUUUCUGCCUCACAUUCAGAUCCGUUAAUCCUGAGUAUUGUGUAUGCAUCGCCAUGCCAUGUUGCCAAAGCUAGCUGUAGCCUUAGCAUGGUUUUCAGAAGCGAUACUAUAGUCUGGAUAAAGGCUCUUCCUCUGGAGUUGAACCUGCUGCAGCUCUCUGACUGGGAACAAGAUGGGAUUGUGUGUGUCUGUGCUUCCAGCCUGCUUCUCAUGCCUCGACACCAUCAACAUACAUGGCUUAGUUGACUUUUAUUGAGUUUUUAGCGUGUUUUUAUGAAAAAGAAGUUUACAUUUUCUGCCAAGUCGUCCUGGUUUCUGUUCAGUCAUAGAUGAGUCUUCAGAAUUCCACAGGCGGAUGAAGGAACAGGUGAACUUUUGUAUAUUUUGCUAUGGAACUAUCUUGUUUCAGUGCUAAUAAUAACCUAUGCUAUUGACUUGUACUGUAUAAUGGUGGACCUUAUAGCAGCUGUGUUCUAGUGAUGUUUUGUGGCCUUGUGAGAGUAAAUGGAGUCAGAUAAAAUCAAUCUUCUUCUGCCGUUCAGUUCAGAUUUUUGUCACAUCUGUUUUUCUACAGUUUUAUGUUUAAAUGUGUGAAAAGGUUAGUCACCAUUCUGAGAUAUUGAUUUCAGAUUUAAAUUUUUUGUAUGUGUGAACACAAGGGACUUGGUUGAUUUUUCUUCACCUAUCACUUUUUCUUUAAAUUCAGAAAAUGUUUAGUUAGUCCUGUCUAAUAACCUUUUUUUUCAUAGUAAAGGGAGAUUGAACUUGGAUUGGUAAAAGAAGCUGAACUCGGGAGAAAAGUUGCACACGAUUCAGGAUUAAAUAAACUUUUGAAUUUUUCACAGUUUAAGAGUAGAAAUUGAUGAGAAGUUCUUCGGUAGUAUUCAUUCAUGUUCAUCCAUUUGUAUUUGAAGUAUUUUAUUUUAUUUUUUUAUCACUUAGUGAAUUAGGAUCCGCGGAGUCUCCUUGUUCCUGGAACAUGUUUAUUCACACAAAACUUUUCCACUUCAAUGUUUGUGAAUUAAAUGUGCUCCUCCUAAAUCAACUAAUAGCAAUUGGGAAAGCGUACCACAUGGUUGUCUGCUUCAGACUGGUGUGAUAUUAAUUAUUCUCGUAUUAAAAGUGCUCAAAAUAAAUUAAAUGCAAAGGACUCAAGCCCUGGCCAAAACAAA
Molecule: messenger RNA, 6318 nt
Organism: Poeciliopsis prolifica (blackstripe livebearer)
Lineage: Eukaryota; Metazoa; Chordata; Actinopteri; Cyprinodontiformes; Poeciliidae
Gene: mast3a
Product: microtubule associated serine/threonine kinase 3a
Exons: 27
Coding region: 376-4518 (1380 amino acids)
Biological process (GO): intracellular signal transduction; peptidyl-serine phosphorylation
Molecular function (GO): protein serine/threonine kinase activity; magnesium ion binding; ATP binding
Source: RefSeq, a predicted model, not a curated record